This is a messenger RNA of Dunckerocampus dactyliophorus (ringed pipefish), 4571 nucleotides long. RefSeq names its product immunoglobulin mu DNA binding protein 2 (gene ighmbp2). Lineage: Eukaryota; Metazoa; Chordata; Actinopteri; Syngnathiformes; Syngnathidae. The coding region runs from base 178 to 3135 and encodes 985 amino acids. The transcript has 16 exons. The record is from RefSeq and is a predicted model, not a curated record. Gene Ontology annotation, molecular function: 5'-3' DNA helicase activity; zinc ion binding; DNA binding.
GUUAUUUAUUUUGACAGGUGGUAGCAUGAUAGCAAGCUAACCACCGGCUGAGACGUCAAACUACAUAUUUCCAGAAAAUGUCGUUUAGGGAUGAGGUAUACACGCAUACAUUGGUUUACUCGUCAUCUUCGUCUCACUUACGGCACUGACAUCUAUUUUCAACUGCAGUCGUGAGAGAUGGCAGUCGAACAAUUUGUGUCAAAGACAUUGGAACUUCUGCAGGAGGAAAGGGAGGCUGAAAUAGAGGAAACCAGGGUUUGGCAGGAGAACAUCUCUCUUAAGGAUCUUCAAAACAAAGGAGUGUGCCUGCUUAAACUUCAGAUCGCAAGUCAGUCCACAGGUCUCUAUGGUCGCACAGUUAUUGUCCUUGAGCCAAGAAAGCAUCUUGGCCUCUCAUCUCUUCCAAGCAACAAUUUUGGACCUGGUGAUAUAGCUGGCUUGUACGAUUCUGGUGGAUGCAGUGCGACAUCUCAUAUCAGCACGGGGAUUGUAACAAGGGUCAGCCAGGCGUCCAUUAGCGUGGCCUUUGAUGAUUCAAAGGAUGGGCUCAGUUUUGAUACAGAUGCUCUGUACAGCCUCUUAAAGUUGGCAAAUGAUGUGACUUACAAACGAAUGAAACGUGCAUUAAAUGUGUUAAAUGGAUACAAAAAUGGUCCGGCUGCAAAUCUAAUCAGUGUGCUCUUUGGAGAAGCCAAACCUUCUUCUCAUUCCCAGCCAGAUGAGGUAGAAUUCUUUAACUCCAAUCUGGAUGAUUCCCAGAGAGAAGCGGUGACAUUUGCUCUGUCGCAGAGAGAACUGGCAGUAAUUCAUGGACCUCCAGGAACUGGCAAAACCACCACAGUGGUGGAGAUCAUUCUACAAGCUAUCAAACGAGGCCAAAAGGUUUUGUGCUGUGCUCCUUCCAAUGUGGCAGUGGAUAAUUUAGUGGAGAGAUUAGCCUGGUGCAAGGCCAAAGUUUUGAGGUUGGGUCACCCUGCCAGACUGCUGGAGUCUAUACAAAAACAUUCACUGGAUGCCAUCCUCGCCAAGAGUGACAAUGCACACAUCAUUGCUGACAUCCGCAAAGACAUCGACAAAGCUUUUGUGGGAAUGAAGAAGAACACAGAGAAAGGAGGGCGGGGGAACUACAGGAGGGAAAUAGGCGAGCUAAGAAAGGAGCUGAAAACCAGGGAAGCAACAGCCAUCAGCCAGAUUCUUCAAAGCGCUGAUGUCAUUUUAUCAACCAUCACAGGUGCAUGUGAAGACGGGCCUCUGAAGUUCCUGCCAGCUGAGCAUUUUGAUUGGGUGGUGAUUGACGAGUGCGCUCAGUCGCUGGAGAGCAGCUGCUGGAUCGGCCUGCUCCGAGCACGCAAGUGCAUUUUGUCUGGAGACUACAAGCAGUUACCACCUACCAUCAAAUCACACACGGCUGCUGCCAAAGGUCUAUCUCUUAGUCUUAUGGAAAGACUCAUCCAGAUGUAUGGAGAAUCAGUUGUGCGCAUGCUGACCAUCCAGUACCGCAUGAACAGUGCCAUCAUGGAAUGGGCCUCCAGAGAGAUGUACCAAGGCAGACUGACAGCCCACAGCUCAGUGGCGACACAUUUAUUAAAAGAUCUACCUGGUGUCACCUGUGUUGAAGAGACCAGCACACCUCUUCUUCUCAUCGACACAUCCGGCUGUGGUCUGGCUGAAACAGAGGUGGCGGAUGAGCAGUCCAAAGGCAACCAAGGUGAGGUUGACAUCGUGGCUCUGCACAUAAAGGCUUUGACUGAAGCUGGUGUUAAUGAUAAAGACAUAGCUGUCAUUGCACCCUACAAUUUGCAAGUUGAACUUCUGCGUCAGAAACUUUCCGUAAGACAUCCAGAGCUGGAAAUUAAAUCAGUGGAUGGAUUUCAAGGGCGAGAGAAAGAAGCUGUGGUUUUAUCUUUAGUGCGGUCCAAUAGAAAAGGUGAAGUUGGAUUUCUGGCUGAGGACCGAAGGAUAAAUGUGGCUGUUACACGUGCGAGACGUCACGUGGCUAUCGUGUGCGACGGACAGACAGUUCAGAACCACGCUUUCCUAAAGACACUGGUCCAUCAUAUGACUGAGUGCGGGGAGGUCAGAACUGCAUUUGAGUACAUACAAGACCUUGUCCCGCAGAACUACGUGCGUGACCACAAAGAUACAAAGACAGACACAAUGGCCGAACAGAAGGUCGAGGGGAGGAAAGCCAAACCAGUUCAGAAGAAAUCAAGUGGAAGCAGCCACACGAAAAAUGGUAAACAGGAUAAGCACAUGAUGUCCUUAUCAGCGCUCACUGAUGAAGAACAGAACAAGAACAGACAAAGGGAGAUUAGAGGGAUGGUAGAGGAUUUUCUAAAGGACCUCAAUCAGAGGGAACUCGAUUUUCCACCAUCAUUUAACUCCCAUGACCGCCUUCUGGUGCACCAGUUUGCCGAAGAGCUCGGCCUCAUGCAUGAGAGCAAAGGCGAGGGCAAAGACAGGUGCAUCACAAUCUCUAAGCAUGUUACGCCUAGACCGCCUGAGUCAACCACAGCAGAAAAGGAAGAGGAGCUAGAAGAAAAAGAGGGAGCAGACCCUUCUCAAGAUAAAGACAACCCUCAAAACACAGAAUCUUCAAGCCAAAGUCCAUUAGAUCUAAAAGGUUUACAUUUAGAACGAAUGAAGCGGGAACAGUGGAAAAGGGAAGAAAAUGUCCAACUUAAGAAGCAGCAGAACAUCAAAGUAUCUUCAAAGAAGGCCACUCCAGCUAAAGGAAAGAAGCGAACCAAGGCAGGCGCCUGCGAGAUUGCGGCUGCCGCUUCUCCGGACGACAACUUCGACGCUCUCAUCAGCGCUGUGGUGAAGGCAGACAGCGUGUGCAGUUUUGUCAAGUGUAAAGCCUCGGUGCUAACACUCGGACAGCUUUGUUUUUUCUGCAACAGACAAUAUUGCCUCAGUCACCACAUACCAGAGGUACACGGCUGUGGAGAUAAAGCAAAGUCUCACGCUCGCAUGAGAAUAAGCAAGGAGGGGGUCCUGUACGCCGGCAGCGGCACUAAAGACAAAUCCAUGGACGCCAAUAAGAAAUCUUAUCUGCAUCGUAAACUCGACUCCAAACUCAAAGAUAUGGCAUCACAGAGGAAAAUGAAAAAAAACAAAGAGAUGGAUGGUUAACGUUGUUGGAAUAAAGUGGUGUGAAUUCUACCACAAUGUCUUUUUUUUUUUUCCAUCUUUUAUUUUGUAAACAAGAUACAUUGCACUGGACAACUGAAUACAUUCAUACACAUAAAAACACAAUGUAGCACAUAAGGGAGGCAGACAGGUAAUAUAUGCAACACUUUGUGCCGCCAUGUUUGAGAUAAGAAUACGAAUACAAGUGUUAGUGUUACAUUUAGAACAGGGCUCUUCAAAGUGUGGUCCCUCAGAGAAUGUAACACGUUUGGAGCAUCCCUUGCCCCCUAGAAAACUGUUCUGCGGAGUUUCCUGCUCACCCCGGACUCAAAUUCUUUGUCUGUUCCUUCAAUGAUGUCUACUGGUGCCUCCAAGGGAGGUCACCGCACACUUUGAAAAACCCUGCUUUUGUCAAAAUGUGUUCAAAUCCUUGAAUUUGUAAGUCGUUAUUAUUCCACUGACAACGACAGCUAUCACUGGGAUUGUUAUGAUCUGAAUGUGUGCUCUGUUUAACAUGACAGGAUGUAGAGGUAGUUUAUUCUUACAUUGACGUGGUGAGCUGAUGAAGUGGUUUGGUUUAUUUAAAACAACAAUGUAUCACGUUUCGUGAUGGGGCAUCAAUAGAAUUCAAUUGUUUGCAAGCUUUGAACUUUAAAACGGUGAUGGUUUGAAAGCAUUGCAAACAAAUGUCAAAGAAAGUACACAUUAGCCACCCCUGUACACUAAUCAGCUCCAAUGCAAGAGCUGUGUAUCAAAAGUGCUGCCUUUGCAAAUGUACAGAUUUCUAUUAUUACAGUUGUUUUAGUCUGCAGUGGUGUAUAAAGGCAAUGCAUCACGUUUCUAAUGUUUUAUCCAACCCCAAUGUUAAAAAAAUAAAUAAUAAAUACAUAAUGAGUUUGAGAUCAGCUAAAUAAUUUAAUUAAAUGCAAAUUCCCAAGUCAGUAAAGCCACCACUACAGAGAUUUGGAUUAUUCAUUGUAGUUGUAUGGUGUUCUAUAGUUAAUGAAACAUGCAAGAUCUGACAUGCAGAGUCCUCCAUUCUAAAGCUCCUCACAUUAUUUAAUCAAUCGAUAACUAUUUACAUAUGACUACAUACAUGACAAACCCAUAUUGAAGCAACCAACCAGUAGAUUUCCUUCACUGUUGAUGUGGAAAAGAAAACAAGGAAUUUCUAUGAAGAACACAAUGUGUGUCGACCCGGUUCUUUCAUCUCAAUAAAUAUGGAGAAAACAGCUGUAUGCAAGUUUUGUAAAGACAUGAGAGUCUGGUUAAGUUUUUGCACUACACCUCAUGAUGGUACAGUCUGUACAAGAAGAAAAUAACAAGAAAACACAUGAUAAUAUGCAUAAAUAGGUGUAAAUAAAGACAUGUCAUCCUUUUAUAAUACAGUGAUUUUGCUUAGAAUAGCAUGGCUUAAAUUGUAAAGUACUGAAUAGUCC